GCGUGGCGAAACUGGUUGGCAAGCCCAUGACAUUGUAAACUACUUGAUAUUGAAGUUGUACACGUGAUGCGUGGCGGCUUGUGGGCCCAGUAUGAACAGCCGCGAAUUUAUAUGUUCAGCCUUGUAGCUUGCUGCACGUAGGUAGCCGCAUCAACAUUCAACACCAGAUGAAUGCCGAAGCAAUUCGUUCCACAUAGGCGUGGGCCACACCGCAUUGCCUGCAUCGCUCUCUACCGAGCCCUUCUCUCGACAUGCCGUCAGAUUAAAGUACCAGCGAGCUUCAACAGAGGCCCCGUCCCCCCCAUAAAACACAUAAUCCGCCGCCAAUUCCGUCGCAAUGCCCACGUCACCAGCGGCCCCCUCGUAGUCGCAGCACUACGAGUCGGCUAUGAAGCCGAAGAACUCCUCCACACCGCCACCACCGGCUCCGGCGCCGCCCACUCCAAGAUCCUCAACCUGCUCCGCGGCGUGCAAGCCCAAGGCGACGCCGCGCGCCUCGAGAACGCCGAGAACCCGCCCCUCCCGCCCCCUCCUCCGAAGCGCAAACCAGAGCCCUAUCCUGGCGCCAUCCCCGUGCUCGAGCAGCGGCCUCUUCCCAAGUCUCAGCUGACGGGUCGCCGACAAGUCCCCAAGCUCGUGAGCGCGAACUUGAUACCCUUCAUGCGGUUCAAGAAGCCGCAGAGCGAGUUCCUGUCGCGGGUGCUGAAUGAUAAGAUUAAGCUGCGGCAGAAGCGGAAUGAUCAUUUGGAUAGGCUGGGGGGGUUGCUGGAUAUGGGGAACUGGGAGCAGAUGUGGGAUGAGGAGUUAGGGAUAGCAGAGGAGAAGCACUGGAGCGCGGCGACGUAUCGGGAGAAAUUGGGUGUUGAAAAUGCGCUCGAUAAGGCUAGUGAGGCGAAUGCUGUGCUUGCGAAGAAGAUGCUGGCUAUUGUGGAUGAGGAGCAGAGGCUGGCUGAUAUAGAGAAGAGGGAGUGGCUUAGGGAGAAACGGAAGAGGUAUAGGCAGAGGAAGCGGGAGAGGGAUGAGGCUGACCAGGGAGAAUUGCCAAAGUUUUGAGUAGCGGCUGUUCGUAGUCGUUCGUAGCCGAGCGAUUGGCAUGGGUAGAUGCCUGAUACCACUUUAAUUGUAAAUAUAUGUACAAUAACCUGUUUUCAACAGCUUAAGCUCCGCAGUUUAUUCAUUGAUUAAAGCUAUUUAAAGAG
Molecule: messenger RNA, 1199 nt
Organism: Pseudogymnoascus verrucosus
Lineage: Eukaryota; Fungi; Ascomycota; Leotiomycetes; Thelebolales; Thelebolaceae
Exons: 3
Coding region: 172-1053 (293 amino acids)
Source: RefSeq, a predicted model, not a curated record